AGUGUGCGUUUGGAGAGGAGGGGGAUGCAGUUGCCAUGGCAAUGGGGCUGUGUAUUCAGGAGUGCAGGCAGAGCUGCGAUUGGAGGAACCAGGCGAAGCGGGCGGGCGAAAUAUUGGAGCAAAACUGACAGCCAGCAUUGCCCCCCUUCACUUCCACUCCGUAGAUCAGGAUAGUGAUAGAGAAGCUUGGCUCUCAUCAAGGCUUCCAACCAUCCUCUAUCUAUCGCUUCCAAUUGCUUUCGCUCCAAAAAGCACUCGACUAAAGGUCCAGCUGAAACCCUCCACCUCAGAUCAUGACCACUACCAUCUGCACCCGCUUCACUGAGGAAUUCCAGAUGUUUGAGGAACUGGGCAAGGGAGCUUUUUCAGUGGUGCGGCGGUGCCUGAAGGUCCUCUCAGGCCAAGAGUAUGCUGCUAAGAUCAUCAACACCAAGAAGCUAUCUGCCAGGGAUCACCAGAAGCUGGACAGAGAGGCCAGGAUCUGCCGACUGCUGAAGCACUCCAAUAUCGUGCGUCUCCAUGACAGCAUCUCGGAGGAAGGGCAUCACUACCUGAUCUUUGACCUAGUGACGGGCGGCGAACUCUUCGAAGACAUUGUUGCUCGAGAGUAUUACAGUGAGGCUGACGCCAGUCAUUGUAUUCAGCAGAUUCUGGAGGCAGUGCUUCAUUGUCAUCAGAUGGGAGUCGUUCACAGAGACCUCAAGCCUGAGAACCUUCUGCUGGCCUCCAAGUCCAAGGGAGCUGCAGUGAAGCUGGCAGACUUUGGCCUGGCCAUCGAGGUGGAGGGCGAACAACAAGCCUGGUUCGGCUUUGCAGGGACACCUGGUUACCUGUCUCCUGAGGUCCUGAGGAAGGACCCAUAUGGCAAAGCUGUGGACCUGUGGGCUUGCGGUGUGAUCCUGUACAUCCUACUGGUGGGAUAUCCUCCGUUCUGGGAUGAGGACCAGCACAGACUGUACCAGCAGAUCAAGGCUGGGGCCUACGAUUUCCCCUCGCCAGAGUGGGACACUGUUACUCCAGAGGCCAAGGAUCUCAUCAACAAGAUGUUGACCAUCAACCCUGCCAAGCGCAUUACUGCCUCGGAGGUUCUCAAACAUCCCUGGAUCUCACACCGCUCCACUGUGGCUUCCUGCAUGCACAGACAGGAGACGGUGGAGUGCCUGAAAAAGUUCAACGCCAGAAGGAAACUCAAGGGAGCCAUUCUCACCACCAUGUUGGCGACUCGGAACUUCUCAGGAGGUAACAAGGCCAACAAGAAGACUGAUGGUGUGAAGAAAAGGAAGUCCAGUUCCAGCGUCCAGCUGAUGGAAUCCUCUGAAAGCACCAACACCACUAUUGAGGACGAAGACACCAGAGUGAGGAAACAGGAGAUCAUCAAGGUAACAGAGCAGCUCAUAGAAGCCAUCAGCAAUGGAGACUUUGAGAGCUACACUAAGAUGUGUGACCCCAGUGUGACAGCAUUUGAGCCAGAAGCUCUUGGUAAUCUGGUGGAAGGCCUGGACUUCCAUCGCUUCUACUUUGAGAACUUGUGGUCUAAGAACAGUAAGCCUGUCCACACCACCAUCCUGAACCCCCACAUCCACCUUAUCGGGGAGGAAGCUGCCUGCAUCGCCUAUAUCCGCAUCACCCAGUACAUCGACACCAACGGCAUGCCCCGCACCGCCCAGUCUGAGGAGACACGCAUCUGGCACCGCCGUGACGGCAAGUGGCAGAUAGUCCACUUCCACCGCUCUGGAUCACCCUCCGCCAUCACCAAGUAAGCCAGUGUGGUCAGGCAAUCUCUCGUCUUCCCCUCUGACCCCAGCUGAGCUCUAGAGCAGGAGGGUUUGAGUGAGACGUCUGUCUGAGUGACUCCUGUGGGUUACCAGCCGGCUUCAUGGGGACACAGAGGGACUCCCACCGACCGGCCUGAGGAACCACGAGCCCGCCCGCCCGCCCGCACGCCACAUCUCAUCUCUUUACUUGAAAUCAGUUUAUGUCUCCUCUCAUAUCCGUCACAAGCAAAUCACAUUAGGCUCACACUAUGUCACGCUCUCAUGUAUGUAUUGUAUAUGCUGUGUGUGUCAGGAACAUUUUAGCCUUGUUAUGCUGUCUCUCCGCUCGUUCUUCUCUGACCUUCUUGGUUCUUGUCAUACUACAGUACUUGGCAGAGUCACAAUUAGUACAAAUGGAUCUAUGAGUAGGAUUCAAUCUGUAAAAUAUAGCCGAGGGAAGUAGGGAUACUGAGUGUGCAGAUUUUUUAUAAUCCCCACAAAAUUUGUGAACUAGGCCUUUAUUACUCCUGUUUGCAGAGCAGAGAAAUCCCCCUCCCCUCAAUAAAAAUUAUCCUCAGCCACACCCCCCACCCCCCUAAACAUCUUCCCUCGGCUCUAAAGCGCUCGCAGUAAUCGGCACCUACAGUUUUCCUUACACUUAAAUGUUUUUAUUCAACAAUGCUCCCUCAACAAUGCUCCCUCAACAAUGCUCCCUCAACAAUGCUCCAUCAACAAUGCUCCCUCAACAAUGCUCCCUCAACAAUGCUCCCUCAACAAUGCUCCCUCAACAAUGCUCCCUCAACAAUGCUCCCUCAACAAUGCUCCCUCAACAAUGCUCCCUCAACAAUGCUCCCUCAACAAUGCUCCCUCAACAAUGCUCCCUCAACAAUGCAGUAUAUUGAUAUUUAAUAAUAACAUUAAAAGUCCAGUCAGAAAUAACGAGUAAUAGUAAUAGUAAUAGUAAUAGUAAUAGUAAUAGUAAUAGUAAUAGUAAUAGUAAGAUAAAUAUGUACAUAAUAGAACAUAAUACUGUACGUAGGAGAGCAUCAUAGCACUUCUUUAGGUUCUUCCAAUGAGGACUGAGGGUAUAUACCAUAUAUCUUCCUCACUUUUUAUUGUUGUCAAUACAAACCCCCUCUCGCUUGUUAGAGCAGUUGAACUUACUUGCAGCGGACAGUGUAAACUACAGUAUUCUGCCUACUUCAGAGUAAGAAGCAAUUUAAAAAGACCACUAACACUGCCCCAGGAUUUUCUGCAAUAAGUUAGAUUGGUGUUUUUAUACUAAACAGUGUGUUCUUCUGAUAAGGAUUUGUUGUGGAUUUAAAAAUGACAAUUCAUUUUAGAGACUUUGUUUUAUCUAUUUCGUCACUCUCCAGUGUUAAUAUCACUGUUUAUUGAUGUCCCAUUCCCUCUAUUUCAUCACUCUCCAGUGUUAAUAUCACUGUUUAUUGCAUGCAAGUAUAUACAUGAGCUUUGGAUCUCUCUGCUUGUGUUUCUAGUUCUCAAAUCUGUCAAAUGUGAUAUUUCAGAUGUACUCUCAGAGAUGUAUAAAUACUUGUAUAUUUUUACUGUUCGAAGAAUGUCAAAACGGGACAAAAAAGAACAUGACAUUGCCUCUUAACUGCAGUAUGUUUCCCUGUGUGUUAAUAAUAAAUGCCUCACAGAAUAUUUGAUUGUGCGUUGAAAAACUGCCAGAUAAUAAAUUUGAUUGAAACAAAACGUGUUUACUAUUGGCAGUUCAACACAGAUGUAUAUCAAACUUUGUACUGUAAAGCAAUUUGUGAAAAAUCUGCUGAAAAGGAUAAAAGAUGAACAACAACAGCCAAAUCCUCUGUGUAUGCUUUCUAGAACUGAUUCUACAGAUUGAAUACUUGUUUUAUACAGUAGUUUAGUAUUUUAGUGUAAAUGGCCAGGCCUACAGCCUACUGGUUUAAAACGUCCAUCACACUGCUGCUCUGAUGUUGCUGUUUCUUUCCUGGCACCAUUGAACGGAGCACAUUGAGGACCUUAUGGUACUGUAUAGGAGUUAUUGUAGGAUUUAUGUUAUUCUGGAUAUGAGACGCUUACUUUAUGUUAUUCUGGAUAUGAGACGCUUUCUUUUUAUUCUAGACAUUUUAUUAUUCUGGAUAUAUGCUUUCUUUCCUUUGAAGCAUGCGAGUUUGUAAUGUGCUCAAAGUUAGUGUGUCUGUUUUUGAAAAUUAUUUUCUGAAGGGUCAAAGUCAUCAUUUGCAAUUGUUAUAUAAUAUACUGUGAAUGUGGGUCUGUAAAUAAAAACAUUAUAAUGAUAAGGUA
Oncorhynchus mykiss (rainbow trout) is the source of this 4046-nucleotide messenger RNA. The record is from RefSeq and is a predicted model, not a curated record. NCBI's taxonomy places the organism in Eukaryota, Metazoa, Chordata, Actinopteri, Salmoniformes, Salmonidae.